AUGGUUUUUGCAAAUGGUUCGCUUGAGCAAGAGAAAUGUGACCCAUUUGCUGGUGCUAAUCGUUUUCCAUUAAUUACUAUCGACGUAUAUACAUAGUCUGUAAUAUUAUUUCCGACUUUUCUCCACUUUAUCGACCACUGUGAAGCGAGCGAAGGCGGAAGAGGACGGUGGUGAUAAGAGGACGGUCGGUGCAUCCGGUAUCGUUAAGGGACAAAUGGAUGGGACCGGGUCAACGGUAGUCAUCUAUAAAACCGAAACCGGCGAACGUUUGGUGCUGAAGGACAUACCCGUACCGUUGGCAGUGGCCAAGAGUGGUCGGCUGCAUCCUACCAAUCCUUCGCCAGCACAGCACGGCAGCGCUGCCGCUGGAAGGGUAAUGAUAAUUGAUGAGCAACCAUCGGUUGGUGCAAGUUUCGGGACCGUGUCCAAUAAUACGGUCGAUUGUAACACGUCCGUAACCACCACACCGGCGGGUGCCGAAACAACGGUGAACACGUGGGCAAAAAUAUUGCUCCAGCCGCCGGUGCCUGGUGAAGGAUCAUCUAACGAUAUGGUUGUACCGAUGCAAAAAUCCAAUGUCUCGUCGGUUGGAAAAUCAACAGCUACACACAAUUAUCAUCUACGGUUUCAAGUGAAGAUGCCGGCGCCAAGCAGCAAACCUGUAUAGCGUUGCAAAAUUGUGAUUUUAUUGUGAUGGUUAUAUUUUUAUACAUAUUUCAUAUGAUUUGAGAAGUGUUUAAGGUUUGUUAAGCAAUGUUG
Messenger RNA from Anopheles stephensi (Asian malaria mosquito), 759 nucleotides. RefSeq lists its product as uncharacterized. The record is from RefSeq and is a predicted model, not a curated record. The transcript is spliced from 2 exons. Lineage: Eukaryota; Metazoa; Arthropoda; Insecta; Diptera; Culicidae. Bases 215 to 667 code for a protein of 150 amino acids.